Messenger RNA from Neurospora tetrasperma FGSC 2508, 234 nucleotides. RefSeq lists its product as uncharacterized. The coding region runs from base 1 to 234 and encodes 77 amino acids. NCBI's taxonomy places the organism in Eukaryota, Fungi, Ascomycota, Sordariomycetes, Sordariales, Sordariaceae. The transcript has 2 exons. The record is from RefSeq and is a predicted model, not a curated record.
AUGGACGACGGGGUGGAUUGUCUGCCGCUGAUUGGGUCGGGUGAUCAUCUGCUGGAGGAUUGUCGAGUGGAGGAGGAGGAGGAGGAGGAGGAGGAGGAGGAGGGAUCCUCAAUGACGGUCUCCUCGAUGGCGGGACACCAACAGGCCUACCUACAGCACUAUACCCUAGACCCGAACCCUAAGGGACCCGACAAGUGCCCUGGCCUGCAAAGCACGGGCCCCAUGACUGCCUGA